AUGUUUUUUAUGCAAUGGUUAGAAUCCGAAAUGUCAGAAUCUUCACAUGAUGGCAGUGAUGACAUCACACCCCAGGUUACAACUGGACUCCCAUCUAAAGAUGAUACAAGCAGCCCUCAAGGGGACCCUCCUGAGCUUAAUAAAGUUCUUCCAUCCUCCGCUGAUAUCAAGGCAAUUACCAAACCUUCAAAACAUGCUGAUCUGCCAGUUGACAUUCUGUUACUUACAGUUACAAACUGUGAGUUCUUAGCUUGUUAUAGUGAGCUAAAAAAUCCCUAUAGAUGUUGGUUUGAUGGUCUUGGCUAUGUUUACUUUUCUGAUGUGGGUGAAAGUCAAGAGGAGUUAAAAGUUGCUUUACUAAGAUGUUAUAAAAAUGGUAUUGGUCCUGGUGGUUCUCUUGUAUCUGUAAAGAAUGCAGCCUCUGUGCUAAGACCCAAAGCAGUCAUUUCAGUAGGAACAUGUAGUGGCCUGAACCCUGCAAAAUCCAAGUUAGGAGAUGUUGUUGUGUCUGCGAAAUUAGCAACAUAUGCAUCGAAAGUAGUGACCAGCAAUCAAGAGCAGUCAACUGGUAUGAGAAGUUAUGUUAGCAAACGCUUUCUGAAUGUCAUUAAAAAUUGCACUGAUGGAUGGCAAACACCUUUGAAGAAUCCUGAAGCUCAGCAAGUUCAAGUUUAUACUGAUGCUGAGUUUUUGAGUGGACCAGAAGAAGUCAGGGCUGAGUGGCGGCGUGAUCAACUUGCUGAAACCAAUCCUCGGGCAAUGGCAAUAGAAAAUGAAGGAGAAGGUGAGUUGACUUUUUAUGCAGCCAUUGUUAGGAAGGAAGUGCGCGCAGUCAAGUCUCUUUUAACUCUGUAGAAGUGUAUAUUGCUUUUGAGUGAGUGUCUAUUUCAAGGCAUUGUUCAAUUCAUUGAAUGCUUGUUUGAGUUUGAUAUUAUAAUAUUUUUUGCUGUAAAGAUGGGCUUGCUCCCAUUGAAUGGGUCUUCAUUGCUCAGUUGUUAGAGCACGGUGUCAUGAUAAUGCAGACACCAUGGGUUCAACUUCCUUUGGAGCCCCCCCACCCCUCCCCCCUAAUUUGUUUUAAGCUAAAAUUUGCAAUUGCUUAGAUUGCUGUUACAAUUAUAAUGAUAUCUGCAAAUUAAACCCAUUAAACCCUUAAGCGUUUGAUUAAUCUUCAAAAAUGCUUUAUUAGAAUAGUUUCCAGGGGUCCUUUUGAUGCACAUGCCAAUCCUAUUUUUGUAAGCUUACGAAUUCUAAAAUUUGAAGAUACUAUCAAACUCCAAAUAAGUAAAGUUAUAUACCUUAAUAAAAAGGGCCUUCAUCAUAACAGUUUCAAUGACAUGUUUUUGCUUAACUGUGACGUACAUUCAUAUAGAAGUAAGAAUUCCAUCCAUUUCUCCUACUGCAGGACAAAUGUAAGGAAAUUUUCACUUUGUUUUCAAGGGCCCAAAAUAUUUCAUUCCCUUAGCUCUGAAAUUCAGACUGCCUCUAGUAUUGCCUUGUUUAAUUCUAAACUUAAGUCAUUUUUUCUUUGGUAUAAGGAUACGUUAGUUCUCUUAAUGGUUGUGUGUAGUUUUUCGCUUUUUUUCUCAUUUAUUCUUGCGUUAAGUCAUUGCAGUUGUUUAAAAGAAAAUUGAAAUGUUUUGUUCAACAGAAAUAUACUGACUCUACAUAGUGGAACACACAUACAGUGUAAUACUCUCGCUGCUUAAUAAUAUGAAAGGCCACCAUAUUCAAUAUGAAUGUUUGUAAUGCUUAAAUUAAAGGGGAUCUCCUUGGAAAAGCUCAGCUGAGCUUGCAGAGAUCUCCUGGUAAUGGAUUAUGUUAUGAUGUAAUACAUUAGUAAUUAAUUGGCAAAUAUGAAUAAAAGAUUGAUUGUUUGAUUGACUGAUUUGACAUAGCAACUUGAGCAAAAUUAUUCACUUCAGUGAAAGUGCUGUAAAGUAUGCUAAAGCCCAAGACCGCCCCAUAUACAAUUAGUGAUGGAGACGGCUGCCUAAAUUACAUACAUUUAGCCACAUUAACCCAUUGGCAAUAGAUGGGUGUGGGGAAGGUGCAUGGCACAAACAGGGGAGUCACAGGACCUGGUUUCCCCAAGGGCAUUAAACACUAACCCCAAAGUCCCUAGUAAUAAAAACUAAAGAAAAGCAAUUCACCACUGAAGAUGAAUAGAGGUCCUAAUACCUGCGUGAAGUAUGUCCGCCAGAGCAAUUAAGGUGUAAGCUGUCUAUGACCGCAUCCAAACUGACACAACUGGGAAGGGGGAGGUACAUAUUUCCACAGUUCACAUCUUCCUCAUUUUUCAUCCAUUUUCCAACUCCAGUUAGCUUUUAAUUUUUUUUUCCUUUUUUAUGGAAAGUUAGAUGUGCAAAAUAAUGUAAACUACUGUAUAUUGAUGUAGGAGUGUCUUCAACUCAAGUGCCAUUUUCUUUGUUGUUCUAUAGGAGUGUUCACAGCAGCAUUUGACUGUCAAAUUGAGUGGUUAAUUGUUAAAGGAAUAGCUGAUUAUGCAGAUGGUUCCCAGUUGCCUUCAGAGAGUUGGUUGUCCUGUGCUAGUGUGAUGGCAGCAUCUCUUGUUGCCCACAUUUUGAGUGAGCCCUGUGUUUUUCAUUCAUGGCCUCAUUACCAAGGUAAAUAUUUCUCAUACUGUUAUUUCCCUUUUUGGCAUGUUUUUUUUUUUUUACGGGAACUAGUGGUGUGUUAGAAUGUACUUCCUUGUUGCCAUAGUAAGCUCAACACUGCAUUAUGGGGGAGGUGCCACACAUGACAUCUUUUUCUGUUUCUUUUUGGUGUAGUUAUUAAUAUUUGUUAUGGUUUCUUAAAGGAACCCACAAACUGUAAGAAAAUGGAAGAGAUCUCUUGUCAUUUUAAACCAAAAAGAGAUUGAAGUACAGUCAUGAAACUGAACAAAAAAAAGUUGAGGAUUUUGUGUGAAACAGGGUAAUUAGAUUUACAAGAACCUUCUAUUGUUUAACAACCGCCACCAAGUGUUCUUAGCUGAUGAGUCUGUUUUUUACCAGCAGUCAUAUUGAGCUGACCAAAUAGCUGUAUUUCUUUUUUUAAGUGUUACAACUACACUAGUCUUGAUAUGCAUUUUUAGUGAUGUUACUAGUAGCAGUUAUUUCUAGUAGAUUCAGUGUUGAAUGUAAGUGAGAGUAACUGAACAAAAAAAAGUUGUGGAUUUUGUUGCGAAAUGAGGUAUAGGUUGACGAACUUUUGUUAGGUUAAUUAUAUAGACACCGAUGAAAUACCAGGAUUUUUCCAGUGACGAAAAUUUGGUAUCCAGUGAAGAUACAAUUUUUAUCCUUCACGUGUGAAGAUAUCAUGGUUGUCAUGGCUACUUGAGUCUCAGCCAAUAGGAAAAGAGCAUCACAGCCUCUCGAUAUCUCGCUCGUUCGCUGUGCUCACUCGUUGUGAGAUAUCGAGUUGAACACUCGAAGAUAAAAUUUGUAUCCACGCGCUAUCAUGUAAUAUCCUCUAUUUAACAACCGCCACCAAGUGUUCUCUGAUGAGUCUGGUUUUUUUUAUUCAGCAGUCAUAUUGAGCUGACCACAUAGCUAUAUUUCUUUUUCUAAGGGUGCAUUCGAUUGGGAAAUCUGGAUUUAGAUUUUAAAAUGCGGAUUUCGGAUUUGCAAUCGAACACGAAAUCCGAAAACGGAUUUCAACACUGAGAUUUCUGAUUUUCCUUUUUACUGUUCAAUUGGUAAAUCCGAAAAAGGAUUUGACAAACUGCCCUUAAGAACCGCGGUCUAGCAUGUGCAUGCAUAAUUAGCAAAAAGAAGACCGCUGUUCACGAGAAUAGUUUUGCAAAUCCUUUUUCGGAUUUCCCAAUCGAGAGGUAAAAAGGAAAUCCAUAAAAUCUGGAUUCACCCUUUCACCCUGAGGACAGAUUUCUCGGAGAUCAAAUCCGUUUUCGGAUUUCGCGUUCGAUUCCAAAAUCAGAAAUCCGGAUUUCGCAAUCGAACACACAACUUAUAGCCUUGAUAUGCACUUCUAGCGUAUGCACUUCUAGUGAGGUUAUUAGUAGCAGUUAUUUCUAGUAGAUUUCUUGAAUGUAAGUGAGAGAUCUCUUUUUGUUGAAGAUAUAUCAGAGCAGACCUCAGCCAGCAGAUCAAAGGAACAGUUACCAAGUCCUUCAGGUACCAAUUUAUGGCUCCAGUCCACACGAAUCCGGAUCUUUUUUGAAACCACAAAUUUUUUGCAUGAAUAGGACGCAGAUGAGUGAGCGGAUUCACUGGUUCAGUGUUGAGGGAAGGCCGUCUUGUGAUGAAGAAAAUGUGUGGCUUCAGAAAUAUCCAGAUUUGUGUGGACGGGGGCCUUAAUGUUUAAUGCUACAUUGUACAUGUAAGCAAUCCAACAUGUUACGAGUUUAAGAUACAUUUUCCGUUCAUUUUCCCUUCCUCGUGUUGUUUUUCUCUUGUUUUUGGUUAUAAUUUUUUUGUUUGUUUUUUCUUGUUAUGGUUUAUGUUUUUGAAACUCUCGUAUCAGGGGUGUCGUGUAUAAUUAGCUAAUAAUUGGGCAAAAUUAUUUUGUCCUUGGAGGAGUGGGUGGGGGAACACUUAUUUGAAGGCGGGUGCUAAUUCGAACGUUUACAGUACAUGUGUUCCAUUUAAUUGAAAAAAGACCCUCUUCCCUCUCCUCUGUUAAGUUCUCUUGUCUAAUUAGCUACUAUUUGCACUCUGUUCCUUAGCUUAUUUGUUAAAUUUGUAAGGUUUUCCCACCCUUAGCCUGAGCGACUGAUUUACUGUACAAAACAACAACACAGCUUCUAAAGCCAUGUGUAACGGCAGUGAACGAGUUACUGUGAAACUCACAAAACAGUGAACACCAGAAAUAUUUUUGGAAUGUUAUUGUGUUGCGAGAAAUAAGCCAAUAAGGCGCGAGAUAACUAAACCGCACACAGCAACGGUAAAGGCUGGUUUUCACUAGCGACAGAGUCAGAGUCGUAAUCAGAAGCGUAGAGCUUAUGAUCUGGUGAAAACAGUGUUCCGAUUCCGCUUACGACUCCGUCGCUUACGCUCGGCUUAUGAUCUAGUGAAAACUAGAUUGUCGGAGUCGGAAACAGACGUGGAAGAACUAAACCAAUCACAAAGCGUGGGAACGUGCAUUGUGAUUGGUUUAUCCCUCCGCUUCUGCUUCCUACUCCGACAAUCUAGUUUUCACUAGUGGUGCGUUCGAUUGGGAAAUCUGGAUUUAGAUUUUAAAAUCCGGAUUUCGGAUUUGCAAUCGAACGCGAAAUCCGAAAACGGAUUUCAACGCUGAGAUAUCUGUUUUUGGAUUUUCAUUUUUACCGUUCGAUUGGGAAAUCCGAAAAAGGAGUUGAAAAACUGUCCUUAAGAACAGCCGUCUUCCCGGCGCACGCAUAUUUAGCAAAACGAAUAACACUGUUCACGAGAAUAGUUUUGCAAAUCCUUUUUCGGAUUUCCCAAUCGAACGGUAAAAGGGAAAUCCAUGAAAUCCGGAUUUGGAUUUCUUAAUUUAAAUCCACCCUGAGGACAGAUUUCUCGGAGGUUCGCGUUCGAUUGGGAAAUCCGGAUUUAGAUUUUGAAAAUCUAAAUCCGGAUUUCCCAAUCGAACGCACCCUAGAUCAUAAGCGGAGCGUAAGCGACGGGUCGUAAGCGGAGUCGGAAGAAAUGGAAACGUUCUGAUUCUUCUGACUCCGAUUCCGUCGAGCUUAUGACUCCGCUUAUGACUCCGAUCUUUGAUUUUCACUAGGUCAUAAGCGCUCUUACGACUCCGCUUACGAUUCCGACUCCGUCGCUGGUGAAAACCAGCCUUAAUUAGUUUUGAGGUUGCUUGCGUGUCCUGAACUUUAUUGUGAUUGGCCAGUACACAAUCAACAUUUCUGAAAUUUUUCAGGUAUUCACGGUUUUCUGAGUUUAACAGUAAAAUAAUCAGGACAUUUUGAUUUUUUAAAACUAAAGAAGGGGAGGUCAGUACUGUAGUAUCAAAGUUUUGAAAUCUAUAGUUAUCUUAAAAAUUGAUCAAAAAGUCAGCCUCGAAACAGAAGGUUGUUUAAAAAACCAGUGGUGUAAGACUUGGUAAUAAGUUUAACGCAGGAAGAAUCUUGGUCCAGUGUUAACCUGAGAUCAGGCUCUAUUUUUAUCUCACGCUUAGAUGUAAAUGGCCGUAAGAGAAAAACUACAAUUAUCACAAGGCUGCUGCCUAACGGACGCCAGGGCGCCAGAGGCGCCUACAAUUUACCCUCGGGCGACCAAAAUUUCAAAGAGGGAGCCCGAAAGGGCGCCUAAAACUUAUGAUUCUCAGGCUAACUUUCGGUGAACAAACAACAAAAUUCCCUGCUCAUUCUGCAUUUUGAAACGAAAACGGAAAACGUUUGGUCCUCGGCCGUAGGCAAAAAAAUAUUUCCGCCGAUCAAAGGUAAACAAACAACCAAUUGUAAGCACUUGUCGUUAAAUUCGCUUCCGUGACUUCCGCUGCUGUGCAGUUGAAGUUUCUUGUCUGAAAAUGGCGUCGGGUAAAUUGAAUAGUCUUCGAAAAACCUUCGAUAUUAAAAUCAUGACUUUUCACCCAGCGUUAGAAACGUAAUGUCGCUAUUGAAUGAAGUAAAAACUGAUAAAAAGACGCGAUCCGUAAAAAAGCAAGAGGUUUCAAAUUACACGUGACAUAUAGGAUUUUGCAAGUUUGUAGCAUUUUCUAUCUUGCUACGAACACGAACGGUACACUCGGAGGUUUCUUUUAUCAUUUCGAUUUUUUGCUAUAACUUUUAAAAGGCUCGCCAAAACAUUUCAGUUUUUUAAAAUGAUUCACGGCGGCUAUUCAAGAUCGUAGUUAAUUUACGCCAUCGCUCGCGACGCACGUAAAUGCAAUUAAACCUUCACAAAUAUAAAAACAGUUCUGAUAGUUCAAAAGAUCAAUUUUCCAAACUUCAAGAUAAAAACCUUUUGUCGUCCCUUUUAUCGCCUAAAAACUAAAACUCUACUUCGCGUAAAUGUACACGCAAGUGCUGUUGGUCGGUGCGUUCGCUGUACGUGCGAAUGGUUAUUAUGUUUCUCGAGAAGUAAAUCGUUUCUCGAAAUCCUUUCGAGUGGUGAAUUUAAAAAGUGCUGGUUUCUCGAAACUCGAGACUCGGUUUUCGCGUUUCAAAACUCGAUUCGUUCGAGUCUCGAGUAUUCUUCCGGUUUUUGUCUCGCUUCUUAGCGUUGUGUGACGGGUCAAAAGGGAGACUUAAGUUUCGAGAAGCGUGCAUCAAGUUUUGAGGAUCUGGUCGAGACUGUCAGCUUAAGAUACAGACAAUACCGAUAGGGUCAUUCUGGUGAACUAAUUAAAACUAGGUUUAAAUACAGGGUUCUGUUCUUGAAAUACAAUGAAAUAAAAAACCUCGGGUGCACCAGUUGUCGUGUGCUAGAAGUUUGACACAGUUAUUAAAGUUACUGAGUUUUUGAAUUGGGUUCCUAGAAAGUGGCUCAGGCUACUAACUUUUUAUUAGAGGAGCCCGACGGGCUCCCAAAAACAUUUCUUAGGCAGCAGCCUUUUUAUCAGUUCUACCACAAAACUUGUACAAUUAACUUCCUACUGCUCAAUGCGUUAGACAGGAUUUACGUUGAAAGAGAUUCACUUUUCUUUAUAAACAGAUGCUACAACUGCUUUUUUGGAGUGGAGUCAAAAUCAGCUUUGCUCAUUUUACAACAGCACCGCAAGCCAGUUAAUGAUUACCCCUUGGGACCGAGAUAAUACCAUGGACAUUGAUGAGGUGUAUGUACAGUUAACACUGCUGAGAGAUGACAGAAAACUUACUGGAACAACACAAAAAGAGCUUGAAGAUUACAGUGAGCUAUUCGCAAGCCAUGGUCAUCAUCUAAUUCCUAACAGAAUUUUAGUGUAUGGGAGGCCAGGAAUAGGAAAGUCGACAUUGACAAAGAAACUCGCCGUUGACUGGUCACGAGGUAAUAAAGAAAUCCUAACGAAGUUUGCUGUUGUACUUUUAAUCAAGCUCCGUGAUGUUUGCAACACGCCAGACUUCUGUGCCAUGCUACAAAAGGCGGAGCUGUUGUCCGCAGGUGACCCUAUGGUGUUUAGCCAAUUGUAUGAAUACAUUCUUCACAACCAACAGAAAGUCCUACUUAUUUUAGACGGUUAUGAUGAAUACAGCGCCGAAAAAUCAUCGCCAUUUCAUCUGAUUUGGAAAGGCAGUCAGUUGAGAGAUUGCACACUUCUUGUGACAACACGAUCGCUGAAAAAAGAUGAGUUAAGACCAGGGAGUCAUGCUCAGUUUGAAAUUAAUGGGUUUGAUCAGAGGCAAGUUAAAACAUUUGCUCUUAAAUUUCUUCGAGACCAAGCAAAAGUAGACAAGUUCUUGCGUUUCUUGCGUGAACACAGCUUGGGGGCCUUAGCGGAAAUACCACUUCUUCUGUUAAUGUUGGUUCUAAGCUGGAACGUUAAUGAUUAUCAAGGACCAUCAGCAUCCCGCGCCCUUCUGUAUAGCAGUUUUUGUCAGACGCUGCUUGAUCACGUCACCACCAAAACCUCAGACAGGACAUUUAGAAGCAUAGAUGAAUACAAGGAAGAUCUUGCAAAGUUAGGGGAGCUUGCCUGGCAGGCACUUUUAAAUGACUGUCUUUAUUUCAAGCUCAGCAACGUGCCUGAGGACAUUCGGUUAUUCCUUGAGAAGUUUAUUGAUUUUGGCUUUCUACAGACUUCUAAUCUUUCAAACUCUCCUCGUCCCGAGAAACUGGCGUUCUUUCUCCAUAAAUCGGUUCAAGAGUUUCUUUCCGCCUUAUUUAUUGUUCGGGAUUUAAAGAAUGCGAAGGAAACUUUCAAUUGCCUGUCAAAACUCGACUUUUUAAAACAGUUCGACGAGGUGUUGGAAGUUUUCAAAUUUGUUUCGGAGUUGUCAUCAGAAGCCACCGUUGCUAUUUUUCGCCAUCUGAAGAUGACAGGAGAAAAAGAAGGUCUGACUGAUUACAACUUCGGUGAAAACCCCUCUAUUGAGGAGCUCACUAGAGAACAAAGAGAGUUUUAUCGUGUUAGUCUCGAUCUUUUCCUUUCUUGCCCUACUUCAGAGAGGGAAAAUGUCUAUCCUUCAUUUCUGCAGUGCGUUAACGGUCUUGUAGUGAUAGAGGACAAACAACUGCCUAAAGUUUCCAGCGAACAUUGCCUGAGAUCGACAAAUUUCCAUGAUAAGCCAGAUUAUGUAUUUUUUACAUCAGACUCCCCACGUGAGUCAAAAGUUCUGGUUGAUCAAAUGUUCUCUGUCAUGUCCGAUUUGGACACUGUUGUUGUGACAUUUUAUGGUGACGUAAAAUCCAUAAAUACAUGUAGGUACAAUGAUCUAAAACGUAAAGAGUUUGUCAUAAAGAAAGUUGGACAUCGAUUAGUGUUCUGUUUAACUCGCCUUGAGUUCAUUAGCCGGACCAGUCCGAAAUUCAUUGAAAUGCUUACAUCAUUGAUAUCAGCACCAAAGCCUUCUCUUCAAGAGCCUGAUCACGUGUCACACAAUCAUGAUGUUUGCAACUCUUUGCAGUUAACUAAGAAAACAUCUGAGCAGACUCUGACACACUCUCUGUCAUAUGUGAGAGAGAGUGAAAUUUGGGGACCAACAAGUGAACUUGUCAGUUUACUGAAAACUCUUCACCAUGUGCCUCGACUAUCCAAGCUCGAUGUACGUCAUGUUGGUAUGGAGAAUCAAGAGUGUCACUUACUUGCCACUGCUUUAACGUAUGUCGAUAAGUUACGCUUACUGCGGUUAUCAGGUAACCCACUCGGUCACGGGAUAAGUGUGCUUGCUAAACACCUGUACAGUGUGCCUCAUCUGAAAAAGCUGGACCUGAGUGCUACACAGAUGGGUGAAGAGGAAGUCACAGCUUUAGCCCAUAGUUUAAAGUAUGUGACUCAGCUGAGUGAACUUGAUUUGUCAAACAACCCACUUGGUCACGGGAUAAUUGAGCUUGCUAAACACCUGUACAGUGUGCCUUAUCUGAAUAAGCUGGACCUGAGUCCUACACAGAUGGGUGAAGAGGAAGUCACAGCUGUAGCCCAUAGUUUAAAGUAUGUGACUCAGCUGAGUGAACUUGACUUGUCAGACAACCCACUUGGUCACGGGAUAAUUGAGCUUGCUAAACACCUGUACAGUGUGCCUCAUCUGAUAAAGCUGUACCUGAGAGCUACACAGAUGGGUGAAGAGGAAGUCACAGCUUUAGCCCGUAGUUUAAGGUAUGUGACUCAGCUGAGUGAACUUGACUUGUCAAACAACCCACUUGGUCACGGGAUAAUUGAGCUUGCUAAACACCUGUACAGUGUGCGUCAUCUGAAAAAGCUGGACCUGAGGGCUACACAGAUGGGUGAAGAGGAAGUCACAGCUUUAGCCUGUAGUUUGAAGUAUGUGACUCAGCUGAGUGAACUUGACUUAUUAAACAACCCACUCGGUCACAGGAUAAGUGAGCUUGCAAAACAGCUGCACAAUGUACCUCAUCUAGAAAAGCUGUGCCUGCAAAAAACACAGAUGGAUGAAGAAGAAGUUAAAGCUUUAGCCCAUAGUUUAAAGAAUGUGACUCAGCUGAGUGAACUUCACUUAUCAAACAACCCACUCGGUCAUGGGAUAAGUGAGUUUGCCAAACACCUGCACAAUGUACCUCAUCUGAAAAAGCUGUACCUGGAUGAUACACAGAUGGGUGUAGGGGAAGUCACAGCUUUAGCCCAUAUACUCAUCAACGUACCAGAACUGGAGCUUCUUUCGCUUGGCAAAAAUCCGCUGGGCCGUGGAGUGACUGAACUAAUCAAGUGUCUCAGAAGUAGUCCUCAACUUUCUGAUCUCGGACUUAAAAACGUUCAACUGACGAAGAAAGAAGCCAUUGAGCUGUGUACAUUAGCAAAUGAAAGGAACUUCUUGAUGGCCACCUGGAGGUCCUUCCCACACUUUACAUCCUUCGUGACAAAUAAAUGGAACAUGAACUUGAAUUCAGAUUAUCAUGUAAGUUUCUCUUUUGUAAUUCCCAUUAUUAAUGCUCGUAAUACCCAGGAACCUCCUGGUAGACGAAAAGGAACCGUUCUUCAAAGGAGCUGUGUCGCCAUUCUUAUCCAUACUAAAAAGACACAAUUUUGUAAAAGAAAACUUGUCGAAUAGUGGUCCGGCCGUGACACCUGUUUACACAAUGUUCCUUCUAGAAGGACGAUUACACGUGUACGUUUCGUUAAAGUGAUGACUUUUUCAAUCACGCUGAGGUUGGUAGGCAAUUAGAGACACACCAUUGUUUUUGCAAAACAGUCAUGGCUACCAUGUUCACGAACUAACUUUACGUUAUUUUUAAUCCGUUGGUGCUUGUCUUCUUUAUCAUAGACGAUCCGUAUUGGUACAUGGCAGCCUACAUUUCGCGUACUUACAGAGGCAGAACUGCAAGAAAAGGGAGUCACAUUUGAUAAAAUGGUACCUUACUGGACAGGCAUGGGCAGUGACUACUACCACCUGUGUGGCAAUCAUUUAGGUAUCUCUGUAUUCGAAAAUCUCCUUGGAUAUGACUUAUAUCCCUCCAAUUUUGGUAUCCCCCAUUUUGGGUAUCUCCUUAAUUAAGGUAUCCUCGCAUUUCGGAUGCCCCCCAAUAUCCCCGUAUUUUCAUGUCACCCUAAACUAAGUGUCUCGCAUUUUGGUUGUUUUCUUGAUUUAAGUAUAUUUUGAACCCGUGCCCUCAAAUCCCUGGUGAUGUGGGUGAAAACACUGAUCCUACCUUGGUCGUUUUACAACCACUGAAACUGGCUCUACAACUUGACUUCUUUAUAAUGUUGUUGUUGUGUCAGUUCGUUGCGAUGUCCUUACAAAUAGUGGAAUUGAAUUGCAGUUUUUAUUUCACAAUGGUCGACCACCAGCUCAGUAAUAGAUCUUCAAGACAAAGUUAGAAUGAAAGCCGUGUUUUAAAAAGAAAUGGCUAUUGCGAUUGCCGGUGAUCACAUAGACAAAAACCACCAGCCGUCAAAACUUUCCUCUUAUACUGAUGCAACAUUUUACGUGUGCGUGCAGUGUCUUUUUGUGUGCAAAAUAAUCACACAAGGGACCCUGUAAACAAUCACACGAAGCCAUUUUAUUUGCCGGAAUUCCUGUCCAAGAUACAAAAUACUGUGAGUAGCUUGAGUGGCAGGCAUGAUCCGCGGCGGCACGUCGCUGGUACGGAUCACGCUUGCUACCCAGGGUACGCUGCGAAAGAUAGCACUUCGAAGCAACAACCCAAAUAACAAGGGAUGUUAGUUUCCCGGUAGGGUACUAGGGGAUACCCAGGGUACGCUGCGAAGGA
Molecule: messenger RNA, 12239 nt
Organism: Porites lobata
Lineage: Eukaryota; Metazoa; Cnidaria; Anthozoa; Scleractinia; Poritidae
Source: the annotation of a GenBank genome assembly